This is a messenger RNA of Lymnaea stagnalis (great pond snail), 832 nucleotides long. The record is from the annotation of a GenBank genome assembly. Lineage: Eukaryota; Metazoa; Mollusca; Gastropoda; Lymnaeidae.
AUACUUUGCCCAUGGUGACUGCCAGUUUGGUGUGAGUUGCCCAUAUGUGCAUGGUGAUAUCUGUGAUAUGUGUGGGAUGCCCAGGUUGCACCCAACUGACCAACAACAGAGGUCACAGCAUGAAAAGGUAUUACUUUCCUGUUGGUCAACAAUACAGAAGAUAAUUGAUAUGCAUGAAAUAUAAAAAUAAUUUUCUCAAAUUACCAUGUAUUUGCCAUUAUGUUGAUACUUAUAAUUCCUUUAACAUGUAACAUAAACUUAAUGAAAUUAAUCUUCUUAUAUAGGAAUGUCUAGCUCAACAUGAGAAAGACAUGGAGCUGGCAUUCACCAUUCAAGCCAGUAAAGACAAAGAGUGUGGAAUUUGUCUGGACAAUAUACUGGACAAAGACACCCACGGCCAAGACAAAAGGUUUGGUAUUCUUGAGAACUGCAACCAUUGUUUUUGCCUGGACUGUAUUCGUCAGUGGAGGAAUAAUAAGAGUGUAACCAUUGAAACUCACAGGUCAGUUUGAGAAAUUAAUGCUAAUGAUAAAACUAAAAGCAUGUUCAAGUAUUGAUGUUACUGACUGGGGAACAACCAUAAUAAGUAGAGACAGUGUAGGAUUCAUAUCCCGGAUUUAAUAAAUGUAUUCACCUGAGGAGUCUUUUAAUGUUUUUUUUUAAAGUAAUUUUUAAUCUCUUAAGAAAAUAUCAAAUUGUACAUUGAAAUGAAAUAUGAUUUUUUUGGGGACAUAUAAAACAUUUUCAUACAUUGAAUUGAGUUUUCACCAUGAAUAUAGUUGUUUUUUUUCCCAGGUCAUGCCCCACCUGCCGCACUCAUUCUGAUUUUGUG